This is a messenger RNA of Macrosiphum euphorbiae (potato aphid), 597 nucleotides long. NCBI's taxonomy places the organism in Eukaryota, Metazoa, Arthropoda, Insecta, Hemiptera, Aphididae. The record is from the annotation of a GenBank genome assembly.
AUGUCGUCAGUAAAGGAAGUUUUCAAAAUUAGUUUUCAACUUUUGGCUCAACAAACAGAUAACGUUAUCAAAGAUUUCUUGAGGCUCACCAAAGAUUUUAUGGACAACGGACCUAAUUCCAGUCUUUAUAACAAAGCUGCAGAAAAAUUGCAGAUUGAUGAGGAUAAAAUUAUAUCAAUUGUAAAAAGCAUAUGUCUCAUGUGUGUGCAAAGCUGUAAGCAUAAACUAACUGAUUUGGAAAUAAAAGAAUCACUGACAGAAUAUGGUUUUAAUGAAACAAAAUUGGACAUGAUUAUAUUAUUUUUUGAAAACCAAAAACCCCAGUUACUAGAUAUUUUAUCAUCUAGUGCGUUGGUAUUCCCACACUUCAAAGAACUAGAGUGGCGAUUUGAAACUGAUAUGGGAUCCAGAUCUUUAUUACAUCAAACCGUACCAGUUGUUACAUUAAAAUUAGAUUUAGAAAAAAAAGGUAUUUCUGAAUCAUUAUUCCUACAAACAAAUCCAUUAAACUUGGUUCAUAUCAAAGAUACGCUAGAGGCUGCUUUGAAACAGAAUCAAUCCCAAUGGAUAAGGAAAAUACGUAGAAAAUUGAAAUAA